GCAUGUCCCAUGGUGCUUUGCGCUGCGCGUCAUCCCACCGUGAGUAUCGUAUUCGUUCGUGUGUCGGUUCUCUCUGUGUUGGAAAAAAAAAAGCACCGUGCGGUUCGCAGCGAUGUCAGUCCAGGCUGUGGCAGCGAAAAUGGCCGAGGUCGAAUUAAAAGACGUGGCCGGUAAAGACGCUUCCCCCGCCAUAUCUCCGUUGACACCGAAGGCAGAGGAGAAGAAGAGUGAAAAUAACUCGAGCUCGUCGUCAGCAGCGGCGGUGGAGCCGAGCCCGUUGACCACCGCUCCGAACCCCGUGAAGAUGCCGCAGGCGUCCGCGAUGAAGCGGCCGGAUCCGCAGCAAAACGGCGGCGAGGCGUUUGUCAACUGCGAUGGCACCGUGGCCGAGGCACCGCGAAUGAAAAAGAUCCAGUUUGCAGACCAGAAGCAGGAGUUCAACAAACGUCCCACCAAGAUUGGCCGCAGGUCUUUGUCUCGCUCCAUCUCACAGUCUUCUACAGACAGUUACAGCUCAGCCGCCUCAUACACUGACAGCUCAGAUGACGAAACCUCUCCCCGCGACAAACAGCAGAAGAACUCCAAGGGCAACGCAGACUUCUGCAUCAAGAACAUCAAACAGUCCGACUUCGGACGCAGGGAGAUCGAGAUUGCAGAGCAAGAGAUGCCUGCUCUCAUGGCUUUGAGGAAGAGAGCUCAGGGAGAGAAGCCAUUGGCUGGAGCCAAAAUUGUGGGUUGCACCCACAUCACUGCACAGACUGCUGUGUUGAUGGAGACCCUCUCUGCUCUGGGUGCUCAGUGCAGAUGGGCCGCCUGUAACAUCUACUCCACUCAAAACGAGGUAGCAGCUGCUCUGGCCGAGGGAGGUUUCUCAGUGUUUGCCUGGAAGGGUGAAUCGGAGGAUGAUUUCUGGUGGUGUAUCGAUCGCUGUGUUAACGUAGAAGGCUGGCAGCCCAACAUGAUUUUAGAUGAUGGAGGAGAUUUGACUCACUGGAUCUAUAAGAAAUAUCCCAACAUGUUCAAAAAGAUCAAAGGCAUCGUAGAGGAGAGCGUGACUGGAGUUCACAGGCUUUACCAGCUGUCAAAGGCUGGCAAGUUGUGUGUUCCCGCGAUGAAUGUUAACGAUUCAGUGACCAAGCAGAAAUUUGACAACCUCUACUGCUGCCGGGAGUCCAUCUUGGAUGGUCUAAAGAGGACCACAGAUGUGAUGUUUGGAGGGAAGCAGGUGGUGGUGUGUGGAUAUGGAGAGGUUGGAAAAGGCUGCUGUGCUGCUCUCAAAGCGAUGGGCUCCAUCGUCUACGUCACUGAGAUUGACCCCAUCUGUGCCCUACAGGCCUGCAUGGAUGGCUUCAGGCUGGUAAAACUCAACGAAGUCAUCCGACAAGUCGACAUUGUCAUCACCUGCACAGGCAAUAAAAACGUGGUAGUAAGAGAGUACAUGGACCGCAUGAAGAACGGCUGUAUUGUCUGCAACAUGGGCCACUCCAACACUGAGAUUGAUGUGGCCAGUCUGCGAACCCCUGAACUGACCUGGGAGCGGGUGAGGUCGCAGGUGGAUCAUGUAAUCUGGCCGGAUGGAAAGAGAAUAGUUCUGCUGGCAGAGGGUCGCCUCCUAAACCUGAGCUGCUCCACUGUUCCUACCUUUGUGCUGUCCAUCACCGCGACUACUCAGGCGCUGGCUCUGAUAGAGCUGUACAAUGCUCCUGAAGGCCGCUACAAACAGGACGUCUACCUGCUGCCUAAAAAAAUGGAUGAGUAUGUGGCCAGCCUUCAUCUCCCUACUUUUGAUGCACAUUUGACUGAACUGUCUGAUGAACAGGCCAAAUACCUCGGCCUGAACAAGAACGGACCCUUUAAGCCAAACUACUACAGGUACUAGACCCAUUCACAGGUGGGAAACGAAGACUAAAGAAAUUACCAAGACUCCAUAAUUCAUACAGACUAAGGCGAGACAGAGCUGUGUGUCACAGCUUGCAUUUGAAGGGGAGGGAGAAGCCCUGAUCUGAUUGGUUAGGGGUGAAGGGCGUGGCUAAUUAUCGCUACGGCAGUGUUUAUUUAUUUUAUGCUAGAAUAACAUAGCUAACCUUUUAUGAGCUGCUACUGCCAGUGGUGCAACCUAGCAAUGUUUUCAUGAAAAUUUCACCAUUUCAUCUUUUCUUAGCUUCAUUUGUUAGUUGUACGUAAUCCAUUUAGAGAUCUUUUAUUGUUUAAUUAUAAGUUCCGGUAAAGACAAAAAAAAACAAAAAAACAAAAACAAUGUUCGAUCAUACCCGAUGAUUUAGUCAUGGACAUGCCACGUUGUCCUGUUCUGUUGUUUUCUACAUGUUUUUUUUCUUUUUUUUUUUCUUUAUAUAAUAUGGGGGGUGGGACAGAAUUGCAGUCAGGCACAGGGCUUCAAAUCGUACUUUUUAGUUGAUCACACUAUUCAAAUUUUGUUGUUGUUGGUUAUUUUUUAAAACUUGUAUUAAUUUUGACAGCAAAUUUUAACAUUUGUGAUCUCAGUUCUAAAUAAAAGCUGUUAAAAUUUAACUGGAUUGUAAACGUUUUGGGGCGGGGCUUAUCCCCUCCGUUCACUCAGACUGGAAUCUCAUUGGCUGAUGCAUUAGCAUUUCAAAUUUCCCUUUCAAACGCAACACGCUCCUUCCACACUGUUUCCAAGAAUGCCAGUAUUGAUGUUUGAGGUUGAAAUGCUCAAACUGUGCGCAAUCUAUCCACAUUAUUGCUGAAACUCGUCAGGCUGUGUAAUCACAGGGGUGUAUAAUAAGAUAUUUAUACAAUUGUUUUUUUUUGGGUUUUUUUUUUUUACUUUUUCUUCUGCCAUUAACUUUUGUUCCUAUGAACUCAUCCUCUGUCAUUAUAAAGAUAAGCAAUUAAAUGUUAUAAGAUAUUCUAGUGUAAUAUGAAAUUUAAUGAAACCCUUGUUUUAUAUACUGUGAAGUAGAGCCUAUAUCAAUGAGAUACCAAAUGUACAGUUAAUCCGGUACUGAGUUUCUUUCCAGGUCCUCUGCAGAUUUAGUUUGGAACACAAUGGGAGAGAAAUGUGUGUAAACUGAAGCCAAGACCAACUGUGUACUCAUUUCAGAGGAUAGAAGGAAAGUUUUGCUGUUUGCAGGCCUGUAGAGCAAAAGCUGCCUUUGUGACUGGGAUAUUCAAAUAUAAUAAAAUUGGGACCUUUAUUUUGCUACACUUCUGAAAAUCUUUAUGGCAGGUAUUUAUCCUCUCUUUGCCAUUUGUGUUUGUCAUAAAGGGAAUCAAAAUGA
Onychostoma macrolepis is the source of this 3260-nucleotide messenger RNA. It is a transcript of the gene ahcyl2b, whose product is annotated as adenosylhomocysteinase like 2b. Bases 113 to 1879 code for a protein of 588 amino acids. NCBI's taxonomy places the organism in Eukaryota, Metazoa, Chordata, Actinopteri, Cypriniformes, Cyprinidae. The transcript is spliced from 17 exons. Gene Ontology annotation, biological process: L-methionine cycle. Gene Ontology annotation, cellular component: cytosol. The record is from RefSeq and is a predicted model, not a curated record.